AUGUCUAGUGAUCAUGAAAACAAAAACUCAAUCUCAAACUCCACCGUUGAUGCCAAAGACUACCUCAAGAUCGUCCCAAACCCGGACGGCACCAUCACGCGUCUCUUCCAAUUUCCAAGCACCCCCACCGCACCGGAUCCUACCACCAACCUCUCCCCAGUCCUCACCAAAGAUGUCCCACUUAACCCGACCCGACAUACAUGGAUCCGGAUCUUCUUGCCUUCUCAAGCAAUGCAGAAUCAUCCCACCACCAAAAAACUCCCUCUUGUCGUGUACUACCACGGUGGUGGCUUCAUCUUGUUAAGCGCCUCUUCUUGUAUGAACCACGACUUUUGCUCCAAAAUGGCUGCCGAGUUCGCCGCCGUUGUCGUCUCUGUUGACUACCGCCUCGCUCCGGAGCACCGCCUUCCUGCGGCGUAUGAAGACGCCGUGGAGGCUUUGCACUGGAUGAAAUCCGCUGAAGAAACAUGGCUGCGCGAGUUUUGUGAUGUUUCCUCGUGUUUUCUGAUGGGCACUAGCGCCGGUGGAAACAUAACCUACCACGCUGGACUACGUGCAUCCUCAGCCGUUGAUGAGCUUGCGCCGUUGAAGAUCAGAGGGCUGAUAUUGCACCAUCCUUUCUUUGGCGGGGUCAGGAGGACGGCCUCCGAGGUGAGGUUGGCCAACAACCCGAUUUUGCCUCUCAGUGGCAGCGAUCUGAUGUGGGAGCUGGCGUUGCCGAUUGGGGUUGACCGUGAUCACGGGUAUUGCAAUCCAAAGGACGAUGAUAAAAGUUGCGAGAAUUUUGAUCGGAUCAGAGUGAUGGGGUGGCCGGUGUUGGUGAUUGGCUGUGAUGGAGACCCUCUGAUUGAUCGCCAAGUGGAGUUUGUGGAGACGUUGAAGAAGAAGGGAGUUGCGGUAGUGGCUCAGUUUCACCAAGGAGAUUACCAUGGAGUGGAGCUAAUGGAGUUGAGUAAAGCCAAGGAAUUGUUUGUUUUGGUCAAAGAUUUCAUACAAUGUAACAAUUAG
Molecule: messenger RNA, 1008 nt
Organism: Morus notabilis
Lineage: Eukaryota; Viridiplantae; Streptophyta; Magnoliopsida; Rosales; Moraceae
Product: carboxylesterase 1-like
Exons: 1
Coding region: 1-1008 (335 amino acids)
Molecular function (GO): hydrolase activity
Source: RefSeq, a predicted model, not a curated record